Molecule: messenger RNA, 1098 nt
Organism: Sturnus vulgaris (Common starling)
Lineage: Eukaryota; Metazoa; Chordata; Aves; Passeriformes; Sturnidae
Source: RefSeq, a predicted model, not a curated record
AUGCGAAAGGCAUCGAGUGUUUCUGGAGAGGGGAGGAGGGAGGGCAGCGAGUAUUUGCCAGCUUGGAUGUUUCUGCCUGGGAAAGGCUUUUUUUUUUUUUUUUUUUUCCGUGGAAAGGAUGCUGUUCUCAACGCCUGUUACCGGGGCUGCCGGCUGUUCUCCAUCUGUCACUUCGUGGAUGCGAGCGCCGAGCUCAACACGACCAGAGCCGAGUGCGAAGCAGCCUGUGCUGAAGCCUACGGCAACGCAGAGGAGCAGUUUGGGUGCGUGACCGGGUGCCGCAAGCAGCUGCCCGAGGUGGAGGAGAGCAGGAAGGAGAAGAGCCUGGAGCUGCAAGCGCCGUCCUUUUCCGUGUUGGAUUUGGUCUCCACCUUCUGCAACGACAUCGUCAGCUCAGCCCAGAGCUUCAUCUCCUCCACCUGGACCUUCUACCUGCAGGCAGAUGAUGGCAAAGUCGUGGUGUUUCAGUCCCAGCCUGAGAUGGAGUAUCCAGCACCCGAGGCACUGGAGAUCCAGCCAGCACAGCCAGGAUCGGGAUUGGGAUCCAGCCCUGGCAUCCCCCAGCCCCACACAGGACCCCGGGCAAAGGGGGACAAGCCCCCCGUGAAGGAGCCACGGGGCAAAGCCAAGGCGCACCCCCCGGAACCCCCCCAGCAGGAGCACGAUUUCCUGGGCUGCAUGUCCAAGCGCUCGGGCCUUCCUCGCUGGAUCCUGGCCGCCUGCCUCUUCCUCUCCAUCAUGGUGAUGCUGUGGCUCAGCUGUGCCAGCCUGGUGACCGCCCCCGAGCAGCACGUCAAGACCCAGCCUCUGAGCAUCAACGGGGACAAGGAAUACCUGGAGGACCUGGAUGGCCCCGGCACCUUCCCCCUGCCGCCCGUCAUCACUGUCACCCUGUGCCCCGCCGAGGACGCGGGGCCGCUGCCCCUCAAAGUCGACCUGGACAAGACCAUCCUGUAGCGCUCCCACCCCUUCCCAGCACCUCCACCUCCCUCUCACCAUCCCCAUGGCAUCGCCCCGACCCCGCUGCGCUGCCCCUCGGGCUGUGCCAGCUCCCAGAGGGGCAUCUCUGGCUCCGGCCGGGUCCCGCUCUCCUCCCCA